AAUAACCUGCAGUAUUCUACAAUUUAUUUCUUGCAUAUGCUGUGCAGUCAGUAAUCCCAAUCUUACAACCCACUGACAUCACAAGUUUUCCCAUCAUUAUUUGGAUGCUUUAAUUUUCUGCUGUGAGUUUCAGAUUUCAUGGAAUUAAGGAGAUUAAGACUUUCUUCUCCUUUUCAGCUAAUUGAGGCAUGCUUUAUUGGAUUCAAUUUAGAAGACUGGCUUGGGCAAUGCAAAGUCUUCCUCUUUUUCCUUUGAUGACUCUGAAUGGAUUUAUUCUUGUAAAUAGUCAUGUACUUCUCACAUUUUGUGCACUUGCUAUGCUAGUCUAAAGCAAGUAUAGACAUUUUACAUCAGCACUAAAGAUGACAGCGACAGCAGCUGGUACCAUGUGUGCCAAAAGCAUGAAAUUCCUGAAUUUCAUAAAUGAGGAUAAUUGUUUUUAAUAGCUCUUCAAUAUUUCAUUAUUUCCUUCAUGUUAGAUUUUUUUUGUCUCAAAUGUCUAUAGUCUUUGCUGCAGAACAUAACAGGCUUCUCAGUAAUCAUGAGUCUGUCAUAAUCUCUUUGUGAUGCUGAAUGACAGACACCCUGCUGUUAAGGCAGAUUUGAUUUCACUGUUGGAUACUACCAUUUUUUUCUUUUUUCCUGUCCUCCACCAUACUUGUUUUCUCAGCUGACUUGUUUUUUAUUCCAAUUAAUAAGUGCAUAACAUCUGUUUUUCAUUGUUUUUUUUAAAUAGUUGCUUUCUCUUUACUUACUGUAGUUCUGAUUAGAGCUGGUUUUUGCAAGAUCAAGCUGGUUAGAGACCAAAAUUGUUUUCUUAGCAAGCGUAAUGCUUGCUUUGCUGUUAUAUAAAGCCUUCGGAAAGGACACGUGGUUUCUGCGUAAAGGCGCAUCACACUAAGCACAGCUGGAUAGGACAUCAGGGCACUGGCAGCACUGAUGCAGACAGACUGUGUGCAUUACGCACAAGGUGUCUUGUAUCAGGUUGAGGUGGUAAAGUCAGACAAUUCCUUGACUCACCUUGACAUGCUUUAGGGGAAGAGUGUUGAGUCUUUUCCACAUCAUCGGAGACUACUUAUAAAUCCACUUCUCUGACUUGCUCACAACUCCAGUCUGCGUCUUCACUCCAAAAUGGUCAAGUCAGCGUUUCCAUGGUUUUUCCUACAUGCAUCCUAGGUGGAUCGCAGACUUCCCUGAAGCCUGAUUUUGUUUUUAAGUUAACAAUGAGUCGCCACCACUCAGACUGAGAUGAGGUUCAGCGCUGAUUGUUUCUUUCAUGGUGUAAAAUGUCGUUCUUGAGCUCAAACUCCAGUAACGUGAGCCUGACGCGGCCAGCACUGACCGAUGAGCCGCGAGAUGAGAGAUUAGCUCGGAUCGAGAUCGCGAUGCUCAGCGUUAUCUUCCUGAGCGCCACGGCUCUGAAUCUCGGGCUCUUGCUCGUGCUGCUGAGGAGACGCGGGGCCAUGUCGCGCAUGCGCGUGUUCGUUUUGCACCUGUGCCUGGCGGAUCUCACCGUGGCCUUCUUCCAGGUGUGUCCGCAGCUCCUGUGGGACAUCACGGACCGCUUCGUAGGUCCAGACCUGGUGUGCCGCUUGGUCAAGUACUUACAGGUGGUCGGCAUGUUCGCGUCUACUUACAUGAUAGUGGUGAUGACAGUGGAUCGCUACCAAGCCGUGUGCAACCCCAUGGGCACGCUGCAGAGGAGGAGAGCGCGCUGGAACUUGCCGGUGUGCAUUGCUUGGGUAGUGGCGCUCGUAGGCGCCCUGCCGCAGAUCUUCAUUUUCUCCCGCGUCCAGGUGUCUCCAGGAGUCUUCGACUGCUGGGCACAGUUCGUGCAGCCAUGGGGACUUAAAGCAUACGUGACUUGGACAACUUUGGUCAUAUUCGCGCUGCCUGUCCUGACGGUGAUCGUGUGCCAGGUGUGCAUUUGCCGCGCCGUGCAGCUCAGCCUGCGCAUGAAGACGCACCGAGAGGGCUGCAGCAGUGCCAGCAGCGUGCUCGGGCUCUCCAAGGCUCGCGUAAAGACCGUCAAGAUGACCGUCGUGAUCGUCCUCGUUUACGUGGCUUGCUGGGCGCCUUUCUUCACCGUGCAGCUGUGGUCUGUGUGGGAUUCCAGCGCUCCCACUGAGUCUGCAACUUUCACCAUCCUUAUGCUCCUUGCAAGUCUGAACAGCUGUGCUAACCCCUGCAUCUACCUUGUCUUCAGUGGCCCAGUGCCCAAGCAACUGUUAGCACUGAUGUGUACGAGCCACAGUGAAAGUAAGGGGUCUGUGCCUGAGGAUGCCACGGUGGUCAGUUCUGUCUAUCUGAGCUUAAAGAGUCUUUCUUAGGUAAAAGUGCUGGUCUCACACCUGUGGAGCUGCUGAAGAGUCGUGGUCAUAAUAGAUUGCAUCCAAACAGCUGCACCAAGGCAAUCUGAUUUUAAAAAAUUAGGUUUUUUUAACAAAAAUUAAUUACUAAUGAUGUGAUAGCUAGUAUUGUUCUAGCCACCAGAUUACUUCAGGGUACACCUUCAGCCUUCAUUCGUACAACCCUUAAUGGUUCUUUGGUUGCCUAAGAAGCAAAUAACCCUUGAUUAUCCAAUGAACCUUGAAAGAACUCUAUUUUAAAAGUGUAUGUAUGUCCCAAAAUGUGCAUUACAUUCACUGUUGCUACCACCACCUUCCCCAUUACUCAAUAUAAUACUAGAUAGUAGUCACACCAUAUAUGUGGAUAUACCCUUGAACAUCCAUACUCAUAGCCAAGAUGUAAUUUGUGGCCAUAUUUUGUCUGUCACGGUACAAAAAAAUAAAUAAAUAAAUAAAUAAAUAAAUAAAGGACAAUAAAAACAGCCAUGGAUAGCUACAGCAGUACUUCAUUAUCUAAUGUGUACACAUACAUUUACUAUGGCAUAUAAUUUAGUGCACAGGGUUUAACACAGAUUACGGGGUAUUUGAGAACUGUACAGGAUUGUAAAUUUCAGUAUAAAAUGAAGGUUUAAGGAGAGGUAAAUUCCUACUUUCAUAUAGAAACAUUGGUCUUGGAUUUUAUAUAAGUGCUCCUAUGCUAAAUGUUCUUGCUUUUAUUGUAUACUCUGCUUGUGUGUUUCAUUUUAAGUGUCAAUAAAGUGUUUGUGUGAAUCAGUAUAUAGACUUUAAUAAACAUAAAUCAAAAAAGAAGCAUGCAAAAGAAAAAUGCACAAUUCCUAACAAUUGUACACAUUCCAAGAAUCACUGUGCUCCCAAAUGCCCUGACACACAUAUAAAAAGUAUAAAACUAUCCACACACAAACAAUGAAUCAGUUAUCCAAUUAACCAAUCACGUGACAGCAGCACAAUGCAUAAAAUCAUGCAUUUUUCCAAACUUUAAUUGAUCUGCUGGAUCCAAACCAUGCCAAAAAAUUCCCCCAACACUGGCAUCUUUAGUUUCUACUGAUACACUCAUAUAUACAUUCAGUAUUUCCAUGUGGCAUAGCCAGGGGACCCAUGCUUUAAAUAUUUUUUUACAGUAAAAUUACAUGGAAAUGGAAA
Molecule: messenger RNA, 3509 nt
Organism: Pangasianodon hypophthalmus (striped catfish)
Lineage: Eukaryota; Metazoa; Chordata; Actinopteri; Siluriformes; Pangasiidae
Gene: avpr2b.1
Product: arginine vasopressin receptor 2b, tandem duplicate, 1
Exons: 2
Coding region: 1287-2330 (347 amino acids)
Biological process (GO): positive regulation of vasoconstriction; G protein-coupled receptor signaling pathway; regulation of systemic arterial blood pressure by vasopressin
Cellular component (GO): membrane
Molecular function (GO): vasopressin receptor activity; peptide binding
Source: RefSeq, a predicted model, not a curated record